Molecule: messenger RNA, 1577 nt
Organism: Enterobius vermicularis (human pinworm)
Lineage: Eukaryota; Metazoa; Nematoda; Chromadorea; Rhabditida; Oxyuridae
Source: the annotation of a GenBank genome assembly
UUGCAUUCAGGACCAGAUUAUAUUUUGUUUCCCAGAAUUGUUGCCGAAAUUUCGAACAACUAUGACGUUGAGGUAUUCCACUUUUCUCUAACACAAGGAUUUUGGAGAAACAGUGAAUGGGGUAUUCCGCCACAGCCAGCGUCCCCUUCUGGAGCGCAGCUAUUUUGUUCAUUUAGGGGAAUUGGAUCGGAGUUUGUUCAUAAAGUUGCUGACAAAUGGAACCACUUUGUAAACUCUUUGAAUGGAAUAUUUUGCACUUCUUUAUUGGAAAUGGUUCCACUUCUAACGGCUACGCCGAGACAUUUCCCUUUUGCAAAAAAUGGGAGUGAGGAUGAAUUUACUUUGCAUCAUCGGUAUGGCGCUCUAGCCAGCGAAACAGUUUGCACUGAAAACUUGACACCGUGGAAAAAACUUCUUCCGUGUAAAGAAACCGGGUUGUCGGAAAUUUUAAGCCCAGAAAAACUGUACAGUUCUAAUUAUCAUUCACUGUCAAUUCAUUUCACACGGGGUUGUCAGGACAUUUCCAAGUCUUGCAGAAACCGCACGCGUCUUGAACUUGGUUUAGAUAUGGUCACUGAUAUUGAUCUUCGGUCUCAUUCCUUAGUAAACAGUUGUUUUCGUUUCACUAAUCGUUUUAUUAUGUUUUUACAUCAGUCAGUAAUAAGCACUGGAAAAUUGAUAGUAGCUAUUGUAAAUAUAAGUCCCACCGAGAAAAAGAAAUACAAUAGUCGACAAUAUUAUAUUUAUAACAUUCAUGAAAUUCCAACCCAUAUGUUUCCUUUCAACUUACACAGCCAGUACAGGAGGAAAUUGGAUUUAUCUCAGCAGAAACCGAGUUCAUUGUUCAGUGUUCAUAGCUUUCUUGGCAUAGCGGACCAACAUGCAGGAAAAAUUAUUACUUCAAUUGAAAACCUGCAGUCUUUACCACAGUCUGCCACUUAUUUUCAUGUUAUACCUUGGUUCAUACAGAUUUAUUUCCACACAGUGAAAUUUUUUUGUGUUUCUUUGUCUGGAAGAAAGGGAUCGGAGAGUACUGUUCCAAAACUUUUGAAUUUCGUUCCUGCCAAAAGCAGGAUGAAACCAUUUCUCUUGGAGUAUCAACUAUUUUUGCCUGCUGGAGCUGUUUGCGAGCUGUCAUUUGAAUUUGACAAAGCGUUUUUAAGAGUGACUGAUUAUCCACCUGAUGCUAAUCGUGGGAUGUACGUCCCAGCUGCCAUGAUUAGUUUUAAAGCUGAAGAGGAAAUAUGGCAAAAAAAUAGAAGUCUCUGUGGCAUAGGUGGCAGUCGACUGGUGUCCGUUUUCAGCGAAGUGCUUUUGGUUUCUUUGCCUGUGCCUGACUUUAGCAUGCCAUUUAACGUUAUUUGUUUUGUAUCUACGGCCAUCGCUAUGUUGUUUGGUCCAAUUCAUUCGUUGACUACAAAAAUGUUAGCGGCUAAAUUAAUUCCAGUCGACGAGGCCGACAAAGAUCUGGUUUCAAAACCUCUUUUCACAGCCUUAAUUCUUAAGUUAUGGAAUUUAGUCAAAGUUUGCAUCGCCAGACUUAGGGACUUCAAAAAUCGAAAGAAAGUUGCCUAAUA